AUGCCGGAUGGAACCGAGCGGAAUGACGCCGAAUCAGAUUUCCUAGACUGGGGCACCGCUAUCGCCGCACCUGCUGCUCCGUCUAACUGGCAAACCAUGGAUUCCAACUCCAUGGCUAGCUUCUUUGCUCAGAUGGCCCGCGGCAGCGAGGUCAUCCUGCAAACUCCCGCCGGCUCCACCUCUACCCGAGGUGAAAGUCUACUUGACAAGAUACUCGACGGCGAUGAGGACUUCGAAUGCCUUAAAGACGCCAGCCCGGCCGUGUGGGGCCGAACCACCGACGGCGACGAAUACACCGGCCCCUCUUCCGGUAUAUCCACCGUGUCCGACCUCGGUCUGAAUUGGAUUCGAGGAAAAGUGCCCGACUCGGAUCUUCUUUGCGAGACAAUCCAGGACAUAAGAAACGCCAUCCUCAGCCAUAUUCGCCAGCCGAAGUGCGUCACGCAAGACUUGCCACUCGUGCUAUCGACAACUCAUCAGAAUCUAGACAUUUCUCGGCGGCAGUUGCUUGAAUACAUCGACGCCUAUUUCUCGCAGGUUCAGGUUAUCUUCCCUAUUUUAGACCGGGAUACCUUUAAUGUUCAAUUGGCUGAAAUGGGAGAUGGCUCUGGUGAUGUUCAAAAGCCGUCUUGGGCGGCAUUAUUGAACGUCGUCGUUGCUUCGGGACUCCGAGCUUCGCUCUCCGAUGAGACUUCCGAGGCAUUUCGAACAUCUGGGUCUGAGGCGUGGAGAUACUUCCAGUCAGCUCUAUCCUACGAGUCCCAAAUCGUUCAUGGCGCCACCGAUCUACUCGCCGUGCAAGCAGUGGCUUUGAUGGCCGUCUUUGCGCAAGGGCUGUCCAGUCCUCAGAGGCUCGAGUAUACUCUCUCCUCGGUCGCUACACGGCUAGCGCAGAGUAUUGGACUCAACUGCGCCCCGCCUCCUGAAUGGAACCUCUCUGAUGCUGAGAAAAAGGAGCGGAAUCGCGUCUUCUGGGCAGUCUAUUGUCUGGACAAAUCAAUCGCCCUACGAUGUGUGUCCAACCCAUAUGGUAUCUGUAACCAGAGCGACAUAGCCCUCAUGGAAACAGUCGUUGGAUUCUUCGGUCGCCUCGAGUACGUCACAUCCGGUGAAGCUGCCUUCACAAAGACAACAGAAUUUGUUCGACAGGCCCGGAAAGUUAUCGACAGUUACAAGAACAAGGGCGAUAACCGAAGUAUCCAGAGCACAACGAGCUAUGAGGAUCUCAUGAAAUCUAUGGAGAUGUCCCUUCAGGGUGGUGCCUCUACGCAAGGUAGGCCAGCAGAGGUGACGGGUGUCUACGCAUGCAAUUCGAUCACUACCAGCCAAGACGUCAAUGCAUCUGAUAUCACGGGCACUAGUUUGCUCCCCCAGGCCGAAUCUUCGCGAAUGGAGACCGUCAGCGAAGAAAACCAUUCUGUGUCAGGCGUCCCGAGCGUACGAGAGAUAGAGAUUUCGCAAAGUGGCUAUACGCUUUACUCCGACCUCGCUGGUCUUACGGUACCCAACACGGAAGACUCGAUCCAAGUCCAGUGGUAG
This is a messenger RNA of Colletotrichum fioriniae, 1539 nucleotides long. RefSeq lists its product as uncharacterized. Gene Ontology annotation, cellular component: nucleus. Gene Ontology annotation, molecular function: DNA-binding transcription factor activity, RNA polymerase II-specific; RNA polymerase II cis-regulatory region sequence-specific DNA binding; zinc ion binding. Gene Ontology annotation, biological process: positive regulation of transcription from RNA polymerase II promoter by galactose; DNA-templated transcription. NCBI's taxonomy places the organism in Eukaryota, Fungi, Ascomycota, Sordariomycetes, Glomerellales, Glomerellaceae. The record is from RefSeq and is a predicted model, not a curated record.